UAACUCUUCUAUAUAUAUAAAGUCUCACUAGUACAUACUUUGAUGGAUAAAAUUCAACAAUUUAAACGCGUAUUUGGACACAUUGACAAAAAUGGGGACGGGAAAAUAUCUCCGCCGGAGCUCCAAACUUGCAUUGGAAAGAUCGGCGGAGAUAUGUCAUUGCAGGAGGCAGAGAUGGCAGCGGAGUUGAUGGAUUCGGAUGGUGACGGGUUGUUGAGUAUGGAGGAUUUGGUUAAAGUCGUUGAAAGCGCAAACGAGGAGGAAACCAUUCAUGAUUUGAAGAUGGCUUAUAAAUUGUAUGAAGAAACCGAAGGGAGCGGGUGCAUAACCCCGAAAAGCUUGAGAAGGAUGCUUAGCAAAUUGGGAGAGUCGAGAACGGUUGAUGAUUGUAAGAAGAUGAUUGCUAAGUUUGAUGUCAACGGUGAUGGUGUCCUCAGUUUUGAAGAAUUCCGGGAAAUGAUGGCUUGAUUGUUGUUGUUAUAUACCCUAUGUACAUGUUAUUGUUAGUUAUUCUUUGACACAAAUGAUGAUUUACACACCACUAAAACUACUUGAUAGAAGUUUGUACCAUUUCCAAUUUAAAUGGUACAUGUGACAAUCAGUUUUGAUGGUGUAUAAAUUAUCAGCUCAUUCAUUUGUAAUAUAUCAUUCAUUUUCUUGUCAUUUGUAUACAUUUUCCUUUCUCAU
Helianthus annuus (common sunflower) is the source of this 687-nucleotide messenger RNA. Its product is annotated as calcium-binding protein CML38-like. Lineage: Eukaryota; Viridiplantae; Streptophyta; Magnoliopsida; Asterales; Asteraceae. Gene Ontology annotation, molecular function: calcium ion binding. The transcript has a single exon. Bases 43 to 468 code for a protein of 141 amino acids. The record is from RefSeq and is a predicted model, not a curated record.